This is a messenger RNA of Tupaia belangeri chinensis (Chinese tree shrew), 4922 nucleotides long. RefSeq names its product protein tyrosine phosphatase non-receptor type 23 (gene PTPN23). The record is from RefSeq and is a predicted model, not a curated record. The transcript is spliced from 25 exons. NCBI's taxonomy places the organism in Eukaryota, Metazoa, Chordata, Mammalia, Scandentia, Tupaiidae. Gene Ontology annotation, molecular function: protein binding; protein tyrosine phosphatase activity. Gene Ontology annotation, biological process: protein dephosphorylation; endocytic recycling; protein transport to vacuole involved in ubiquitin-dependent protein catabolic process via the multivesicular body sorting pathway. Gene Ontology annotation, cellular component: endosome. The coding region runs from base 166 to 4824 and encodes 1552 amino acids.
UUCGUCUUGAAGAAUUAUGGAGAGAACCCAGAAGCCUACAAUGAGGAGCUGAAGAAGCUGGAGUUGCUCAGACAGAACGCUGUCCGAGUCCCACGGGACUUCGAGGGCUGCAGUGUCCUCCGCAAGUACCUCGGCCAGCUCCACUACCUGCAGAGUCGGGUCCCCAUGGGCUCUGGCCAGGAGGCUGCUGUUCCUGUCACCUGGACCGAGAUCUUCUCAGGCAAGUCUGUGGCCCACGAAGACAUCAAGUACGAGCAGGCUUGCAUUCUCUACAACCUCGGGGCGCUGCACUCCAUGCUGGGAGCCAUGGACAAGCGGGUGUCUGAGGAGGGCAUGAAGGUCUCCUGCACCCACUUCCAGUGCGCAGCGGGCGCCUUUGCCUACCUGCGUGAGCACUUCCCUCAUGCCUACAGCGUCGACAUGAGCCGCCAGAUCCUCACCCUCAAUGUCAACCUCAUGCUGGGCCAGGCUCAGGAGUGCCUUCUGGAGAAGUCGAUGCUGGACAACAGGAAGAGCUUUCUGGUGGCCCGCAUCAGCGCACAGGUGGUGGAUUACUACAAGGAGGCAUGCCGUGCCCUGGAGAGCCCCGACACCGCUUCCCUGCUGGGCCGGAUCCAGAAGGACUGGAAGAAGCUGGUGCAGAUGAAGAUCUGCCACUUCGCGGCUGUGGCUCACCUGCACAUGGGGAAGCAGGCCGAGGAGCAGCAGAAGUUCGGGGAGCGGGUCGCGUACUUCCAGAGCGCCCUGGACAAGCUCAAUGAUGCCAUCAAGCUGGCCAAGGGCCAGCCUGACACUGUGCAAGAUGCACUCCGCUUCACUAUGGACGUCAUUGGGGGGAAGUAUAACUCAGCCAAGAAGGAUAAUGACUUCAUCUACCAUGAGGCCGUCCCAGCCCUGGACACGCUUCAGCCCGUGAAAGGAGCUCCCUUGGUGAAGCCCUUACCGGUGAACCCCACAGACCCAGCUGUGACGGGCCCUGACAUCUUUGCUAAACUUGUACCCAUGGCUGCUCACGAGGCCUCAUCGCUGUACAGUGAGGAGAAGGCCAAGCUGCUCCGGGAGAUGAUGGCCAAGAUUGAGGACAAGAACGAGGUCUUGGACCAGUUCAUGGACUCGAUGCAGCUGGAUCCGGAGACGGUGGACAACCUCGAUGCCUACAGCCACAUCCCACCCCAGCUCAUGGAGAAGUGCGCGGCCCUGAGCGUCCGGCCUGACACCGUCAAGAACCUCGUGCAGUCCAUGCAAGUGCUGUCGGGCGUGUUCACGGAUGUCGAGGCCUCCCUCAAGGACAUCAGGGACCUGCUGGAGGAGGACGAACUGCUGGAGCAGAAGUUGCAGGAGGCGGUUGGUCAGGCGGGGGCCACCCCUCCUGUUUCCAAGGCUGAGCUGGCAGAGGUGAGGCGGGAGUGGGCCAAGUACAAGGAGGUGCACGAGAAGGCCUCCUUCACCAACAGCGAGCUGCACCGCGCCAUGAACCUGCACGUCGGCAACCUGCGCCUGCUCAGCGGGCCACUGGACCAGGUCCGGGCUGCCCUGCCCACACCAGCCCUCACCCCAGAGGACAAGGCUGUGCUGCAGAACCUGAAGCGCAUCCUAGCCAAGGUGCAGGAGAUGCGGGACCAGCGCGUGUCCCUGGAGCAGCAGCUGCGUGAGCUCAUCCAGAAGGAUGACAUCACCGCCUCCCUGGUGACCACAGAGCACUCCGAGAUGAAGAAGCUGUUCGAGGAGCAGCUGAAGAAGUACGACCGGCUGAGGGUGUACCUGGAGCAGAACCUGGCUGCCCAGGACAACGUCCUCCGCGCGCUCACUGAGGCCAACCUGCAGUACGCAGCCGUGCGGCGGGUGCUUAGCGACCUGGACCAGAAGUGGAACUCCACGUUGCAGACCCUGGUGGCCUCCUAUGAAGCCUAUGAGGAUCUGAUGAAGAAGUCUCAGGAGGGCAAGGACUUCUACGCAGACCUGGAGAGCAAGGUGGCUGCUCUGCUGGAACGGGCGCAGGCCACCUGCCAGGCCCGUGAGGCCGCCCGCCAGCAACUCCUGGACAGGGAGCUGAAGAAGAAGCCACCGCCACGGCCCACAGCCCCAAAGCCACUGCUGGCCCGCAAGGAGGAGAGUGAGGCGGUGGAGACGGGAGAUCCCCCGGAAGAGCUGCGCAGCCUGCCCCCAGACAUGGUGGCUGUCCCGCGACCGCCUGACACCUUCCUGGGAACUGCCGCCCCACUCCACUUCACCCCUGGCCCUGGCCCCACUGGCUUAGGACCCCAUUACCUCUCAGGCCCUCUACCCCCUGGGGCCUGCCCAGGCCCUGCCCAACUGCUGCAGCCCAGGGUCCCUGGGGCCCCGACAGUGCCGAUGACCGCUGGGCCUGUCCUCUACCCAGCCCCAGCCUACACGCCAGAGCUGGCCCUUGUGCCCCGAUCUUCCCCACAGCAUGGUGUGGUCAGCAGUCCGUAUGGGGGGGCAGGGCCACCUCUCCCAGUUGCAGGUCUGCCGUCUGCCCCACCACCCCAGUUCUCAGGCCCCGAGCUGGCGCUCGCAGUUCGGCCAGCCACCACCACAGUAGAUAGUGUCCAGGCCCCCAUCUCCAGCCACGGAGCACCACGGCCACUCCCUGGCCCCACACCUCCCCAGCCCUGCUUCCCAGUGCCUCCGCCACAGCCACUGCCCACGCCCUACCCCUACCCUGUGGGUGCCAAACAGCCCCUCACUGUACCCCCUGCCCAGCAUCACUUUCCUCCUGGGAUCCCCACGGGUUUCUCAGCCCCACGACUUGGGCCCCAGCCCCAGCCCCAUCCCCAUCCCCAGCCCCAGCCUUCACGAGCAGCGUUUGGGCCUCCACCCCCACAGCAGCCCCUUCCACUCCAGCAUCCACACCUCUUCCUGCCCCAGGCCCCAGGUCCCUUGCCCCCACAGCCCCCCUAUCCCUUUGCCCCUCAGCCUGGUGUCCUGGGCCAGCCACCACCUGCCCUGCACAUCCAGCUCUAUCCAGGCCCCUCUCAGGACCCUCUGCCUGCCCACUCAGGGGCUGUGCCAUUCCCUCGCCCUGGGCCCCCUCAGCCUUCCCAGCCCCCCCUGGCAUAUGGCCCUGCCCCUAGGCCCCAGGCAGCUCCUCUCUCCAUUCAAGGUCCUCCGCCUACUGGCCAGCCCACUCCUAGUCCCCACCUGGUGCCUUCACCUGCCCCGUCACCAGGGCCUGGCCCAGUGCCGUCUCGGCCCUCAGCAGCAGAGCCUCCCCCGUGCCCACGCCGGGGUGCUGCCGCUGCAGACCUGCUAUCCUCCAGCCCCGAGAGCCAGCAUGGCGGCACACAGCCUCCCGGGGGUGGACAGCCCCUGCUGCAGCCUACCAAGGUGGAUGCAGCCGAGGGCCGCCGGCCCCAGGCCCUGCGACUGAUCGAGCGGGACCCCUAUGAGCAUCCUGAGAGGCUGCGGCAGCUGCAGCAGGAGCUGGAGGCCUUUCGCGGCCAGCUGGGCGAUGCAGGCGUGCUGGAUGCUGUCUGGCGGGAGCUGCAGGAGGCGCAGGAGCACGAUGCCCGAGGCCGCUCCAUCGCCAUCGCUCGCUGCUACUCGCUGAAGAACCGGCACCAGGACGUCAUGCCCUAUGACAGCAACCGCGUGGUACUGCGCUCAGGCAAAGAUGACUACAUUAACGCCAGCUGUGUGGAGGGGCUCUCACCGUACUGCCCGCCGUUGGUGGCCACCCAGGCCCCGCUGCCUGGCACUGCUGCAGAUUUCUGGCUCAUGGUGCACGAGCAGAAGGUGUCGGUCAUCGUCAUGCUGGUGUCCGAGGCGGAGAUGGAGAAGCAAAAGGUGGCUCGCUACUUCCCCACCGAGAGGGGCCAGCCCAUGGUGCACGGUGCCCUGAGCCUGACCCUGAGCAGCGUCCGCACCACUGAAACCCACGUGGAGCGGGUGCUGAGCCUACAGUUCCGCGACCAGAGCCUCAAGCGCUCCCUUGUGCACCUCCACUUCCCCACGUGGCCUGAGUUGGGCCUGCCCGAUAGCCCUGGAAAUCUGCUGCGCUUCAUCCAGGAGGUCCACGCGCAUUACCUGCACCAGCGGCCCCUGCACACACCCAUUGUCGUGCACUGCAGCUCCGGUGUGGGCCGCACGGGAGCCUUUGCGCUGCUCUAUGCAGCCGUGCAGGAGGUGGAGGCUGGGAACGGGAUCCCUGAGCUGCCCCGGCUGGUGCGGCACAUGCGGCGGCAGAGGAAGCACAUGCUGCAGGAGAAGCUGCACCUCAAGUUCUGCCACGAGGCAGUGGUGAGACACGUGGAGCAGGUCCUGCAGCGACACGGAGUGCUGCCCCCGUGCAAACCUUCGGCCAGCACCAGCUCCAGCCAGAAGAAUCACCUCCCUCAGGACUCCCAGGACCUGGUCCUCGGUGGGGAUGUGCCCAUCAGCUCCAUCCAGGCCACCAUUGCCAAGCUCAGCAUCCGGCCCCCUGGGAGCCUGGAGUCCCCAGCUGUCAUCAUGCCAGGCCCUGCAGAGCCCGCAGGUCCGCCGCCACCCAACCUCCCAGAGUCUACCCCGAUUCCACCCUCUUCCCCACCCCCCAUCCCUUCACCCCUGCCGGAGGCCCCCCAGGCCGAAGAGCAGCAGCCAGUGCCUGAAGCCCCCAGCUUGGGGCCUCCUUCCUCCUCACUGGAGCUACUGGCCUCAUUGACCCCAGAGGCCUUUUCCCUGGACAGCUCCUUGCGGGGGAAGCAGCGGAUGAGCAAGCAGAACUUUCUGCAAGCCCACAACGGACAGGGGCUGCGGGCUGCCCGGCCCAGCGACGACCCCCUCAGCCUUCUAGAUCCACUUUGGACACUCAACAAGACCUGAGUGGUCCACCUGCCCGGUCCUUACACUACAUUGUCAUCCAGGCCCGCCUGCCCAGACCCAGCAGGGCCUAUUUGGGUGGCCACGACCUCUUCCUCCCA